Osmerus eperlanus (European smelt) is the source of this 5163-nucleotide messenger RNA. It is a transcript of the gene frmd6, whose product is annotated as FERM domain containing 6. Lineage: Eukaryota; Metazoa; Chordata; Actinopteri; Osmeriformes; Osmeridae. Gene Ontology annotation, biological process: positive regulation of hippo signaling. The record is from RefSeq and is a predicted model, not a curated record. Gene Ontology annotation, cellular component: cytoskeleton; cytoplasmic side of apical plasma membrane. The transcript has 14 exons. Bases 409 to 2241 code for a protein of 610 amino acids.
AUUCCUACUUGUUACAGUUGUGUUCCGACGGGAUAGAAUGUGGUUCGCGACGCACGCAACUCUUUCUCUGUUCAAAUUAAAAACUCAUUUUUGCUUCUGACAAUUUGGAUUUACGUAAAGGUUCGGACACUUUAAUACGUAUUUAUGGAAAGGAUUAUCACGCUUGUUUUUUCAUGAACGUGUCUGAGGGUGGCGUGCGCCCUGCUGACCUCCAUGCCCGGUCCGGUGUGUGCUGCCUGCCCCUCUGAGCCGCAGGGAGCCUGUGUGUCUGGCUGUGCGUGGGGCUGGAGGAGCAGCUGAAGUAGGGUCACCCAGGAGCUAGCCAGGGGCCACCAAGGGACCACUCAGGGGUCAGCCAGGGGCCCAGAGCCCAGACGCGUGGGCCAGUCCUGUCCCAGCCACAGGAAGAUGAACAAACUGAGCUUCCACAACAACAGAGCCAUGCAGGACCGCCGCUGUGUCUGCGUGUUUCUCCCCAACGACGACACGCUCAACGUCAUCGUCAACGUGAAGACCCUGUGCCAGGAGCUGUUGGUCCAGGUGUGUGACCUGCUCAGACUGAAGGACUGUCACUUGUUCGGCCUCAGCGUUAUUCAGAAUAAUGAGCACAUAUACAUGGAGCUGGGACAGAAGCUCUCUAAGUACUGCCCCAAAGAGUGGAAGAGGGAGGCUAGCAAGGGCAUAGACCAGUUUGGGCCACCGAUGAUCAUUCACUUCAGGGCCCAGUACUACGUAGAAAAUGGGAGACUAAUAAGUGACAGGUCAGCCAGAUACUACUACUACUGGCACCUGAGGAAGCAGGUGCUUCUGUCCCAGUGCAUUCAGAGAGAGGAGGCCUACUUCCUGCUCGCUGCCUUCGCCCUCCAGGCCGACCUGGGCAACUUCAAGCGAAACAAGCACUUUGGGAAGUACUUUGAACCCGAGGCCUACUUCCCUCCGUGGGUGGUCUCCAAGCGCGGCCGGGACUACAUCCUGAGGCACAUCCCCAACAUGCACAAGGACCAGUUUGCCCUCACCGCCUCCGAGGCUCACCUCAAGUACAUCAAGGAGUGCGCCCAGCUGGACGACGUCACGGUGCACUACUACCGCCUGUACAAGGACAAGAAGGAAGUGGAGGCAUCCAUGACGUUGGGACUGACCUUGCGUGGGAUCCAGAUAUUUCAGAAUGUGGGCACUGUCAGACAGCUUCUGUAUGACUUCCCAUGGACCAACGUGGGCAAACUGGUGUUUGUGGGGAAGAGGUUUGAGAUCCUCCCAGACGGGCUGCCGUCGGCCAGGAAGCUCAUGUACUACACGGGCUGCCCCCUCCGCUCCCGCCACCUCCUCCAGCUGCUCAGCAGCAGCCAUCGUCUCUACAUGAACCUGCAGCCGCUCCUCAAGCAGGUCCGCAGGCUGGAGGAGAGCGAAGAGAAGAAACAGUACCGGGAGUCGUACAUCAGCGACGCCCUGGACCUGGACAUGGACCAGCUGGACAAGCGCUCCCGAGCCAGCGGCAGCAGCGCGGGCAGCGCGUCGCACCACAAGCGCCUGUCCUCCCGCCGCUCCACGGCCAGCCACGGCAGCUCGCACACGUCGGGCGUGGAGACGGACAGCUUCCAGGCCCCCAGCCAGGCCCCCCACCGGGCGCUGCGCACCUGCAGCUCCUCCACCACCAGCCACGGCUCCUCCCACACGUCGGGCAUCGAGAGCAGCGGCAAGGAGCGCAUGCUGGACGAUGACGAGAUCGAGAUGCUGGUGGACGACCCCAAGGACUACGAAGAGCUGCACGAGCUAGCCCUGGAGCUGAGCCAGGACCUCUGCAUACACAUCACUGAGGACAUGCUGACCAUGUCUCCUGACCAGACCAAUGGAUACUCUGGUCUCGUGGUGAAGGACGUGAGCUCGUCCACCUCCAGCUCCUCUGAGACCGUGGUGAAGAUGAGGGGCCAGAGCAUCGAGUCUCUCCCUCAGACAUCUGUGUGCAGGAAGCCCCAGACGUCAACCGACCGGCACAGCCAAUCCCUGGAUGACGUGCGCCUCUACCAGAAGGACUGCCUGCAGUGGGCGGAGCUCUGCCAGGACACGGCGCACAGCUACACCUUCGGCUGCGCCCAGGAGCUUAGCGACGGCGGCGGUUACCAGGGCCUCGCCGAUCAGUGCAGCGGCAUCCGUGGCGACCAGCACCCCUUCCCCAUCAAGAGAACCAGCAAGUACUUCUCCCUGGACCUCACCAGCGACGAGGUGCCCGAGUUUGUGGUGUGAAGGAGGGUGCAGACCCCUCCCCACCCUCCGGGUAGACCCAGAGAACCUCAGGCGAGUUGGGAGAGGGAAAUGGAGGCAUGUCUGAAUCCAUACCUGAUAACGUAGACUCCUUAUGAGGAUACUGCUGGCUCUCCGCUAACCAGAGUUAGCUUACCCCUGGAGGCAACAGACUAAGACGAAUAAAAGCCACAAGUCCACAAAGGAAGCUGCCAAAGUCGGAUUUUCUCGAAUGGAAAACCAUACCAUUCAGGCUGCGUUGAAUUUAACCCAUGCUUCUCCACUGUGACACACGUUGGGAAUUGGAUUACAGGAAAACUAAGGGAAUACUGAGGAAAUUCAUAAUCCUUAUUUACAGAAACCUAACUGUUUCCAAACGUUUCUCAGGUUGUUCCUUGAUGCUUAUGUAGGGACGUUUCACUUUUGCAAAGAACUUAUUUCUCAAUCGGUUUGAGUGAAAUCUUGGUAUACUCUUAUCUGGUAUUGAUCAACAAAGGCAGUACACACCCACCAACAGUCUGUCAUAGAGAUUAGACCCCUUUAUCUGAACACCACAUGGAGAAGAAUGGGAGUUUUGGAGCUUUGAACCAAAGACAAGCUAACGCUAACAUGUAGAGACCAUGAGGCUCCUGGAGCUCCUUGUCAUGGUUGCAGUUGUUAAAGCGAUACAAGGAAGCGCCACCAUGACAUUAGGACAGAGCAGAACCACAUCAACAGGAGGUACCUUUUGCUCUUUAGAGGAAGGAACGAUGACGUAAUCUCCCUGUUUGUUAGCAGUGUGCCACUUCACCUCUGCCCCCACUUUGACAGGAAGUGCAAUGUGCCAACACCUCCCUCCUGCUCCUCCAUUGUCUCUUAUGAGCAGACAAAUAUGAACCUGCCCACUGUGCCUUCAAUACACUAUGCAGGUCUUGGAACCACAACCUUGCCUUGACAAUCUCUCUCUCUUACACACACAUACACACACACGCACACACAGUAGUGUAGAGUCAGAGAGCUGGCUUUGAAGGUCGGUGCGCUUUAAGCCACUGUUGGCCAGGAGUCAUAACUUCAUGAAACACACCUUAAACAGACCAACCAGUAAUGGGUGGAUUAUGUCUUGCUCUGAUGAUGUCAUCCUCUCAAACUCAACCUUCAGAGAACCCAGGCGUGACCUGAGUCAGUGUGGUGGUGUUCCUCGAUGUCAUUGUCUCUUAGAUUUGCCAGCCUGCCUGAGGCAUGACAGGCCUCCCCAUGCCCUGGGCCCCACACCCUGGUCCCAACACUUGUCUUCUGGUCCUCACACUCCCUGGUCUCCACACACUUGGUGCUCCAGCAUGCUGAGGAAACAGCAGGUCCUGACACAAAAUGGAACCGCAUUCAUGACCAGGAAAUGAGGCUGACUUUCAGCCUCUUUGUUUUUUCGUGAAGGGGGGCGGGAGGGGGAAGUAAUCCAGUGGUUUUUGUCUUUUGUCCUGAACGCCUACAGUAUGCUAUAUUUUUUUUGAACUGGAACUUCUUACAUUUUGUCAUUUUAAUAGAUUGUAAGUGUAGUAUUUGUGUAUGCUGCAUUUUAGAAAUGUGUUCUAUGUUGGAAAGGUAUUCUGUGUGUGUGGUUAAUGUCUUUCAGUAUUAUAAGCAAUGUAUGUGACAGUGUUACAAACGUGUGACAUCCGAUUCACACGUCUAUAUUGUGGGCCGUUUUCACCUAGAGAUCAAGUAAAUUCCCUUUUUUUGGAAACUGCAGAGUUUUUUGCCGUUGACAUCAAGAGCUAGUUGAGUUGUUGAGUUAGAUUAUUUCACAAGGUGUGACUGCUUACUGUCACGUUCAAACAACCAUUCUGAAUAAUAUACAUUUCUCUGUUCUGAAUGUUCAUGUUUUGGAUUAUCAGUCAUUUCCAAAGAGUUACAACAGUCAAAGGUGCUUAAACUGAGGGUUUAGUUGGACAGUCAAAAAUUAGGAGGGCAUUCAAAGCAGCUAUUUCAAUUUAAUUUCCCACGUGGAUCUAAUCUCUCCUGGAGAAUGUUAAAUACCAAAUUAGGCUUCCUGGAUUAUUUGGAAUCAGAUAGAACACUUUGUACCUUAAAAUGUGUGUGUUUGUGUGAGUACGUGUCUGUAUGCCAGUGUGUGCUUGCGUGUCUGUCAGUGUGAGUGUGUGUGUGCCUGUCUGUCUGUGCGUGCGUGCUCGCACAUCUACAAAUCCACUCCAGCUGAACUUGACUGCUCCAGAGAAGGACAGUUCUAGAACCAGUAUUGCUAUGGCGUUAUGUCUUGAGUGACAAGACCUGGCAAGUCCCACUUUUCUGCUCAGUCGGACCCUCCAGCUAGACACGUCAGGGCCAUGUUGGCUCACAGCCACAGGGUCUGGCAGCAAUAAAGCCUGGAUGGAAUAAACAAAAAAGGUGGAAUGUGGAAUGAUUAAUACACUUAUGAAUUUAUCUUUUGUGUGAUUUAAAAAGCAAACAAUAAUGAUUUAUAUUUCAAAGGAGAGGGUCUUGCUUCCCUGCUUUCAUGUAUUUAUGAGUUAUGUUGUGAAGAAAAAUUGCAACAAACUGAAAGCUUUGUUAACAUAUGGAUAUGUUUCCAUUUCUGGUAACUGAUGUGUCUCCUCUCUAUGAUAACAGUGUAAUGUUUCAAGGUACAUAGCCAUAAAACCAGAACCGCAACUUGAGUCUUUUGCAUUGUGUCCUAUUCUUUACUGUGUUGACUUAAUAUUACAUAGUGAUACUUAGCCUAUGUAGCGUCUGUUUGUCUGCACUAAGUGUCCAUAACUCUAACCCUUUCUGUGAAAGGAUUUCCCUUCAGGAGAUAAACAAUUGAAUGAAUGAUUUCAUCUUUUUUUUCCAAACCCUCUUGUGAAAAUUGUUAUCAUGAAAUAGUCUGGUUGUGCCUUCUUGGUACUCAUGCCCUCAAUACUCAAUAAAACGGUACAUUUGUUUGCCAAA